Scatophagus argus is the source of this 5143-nucleotide messenger RNA. RefSeq names its product SRSF protein kinase 3 (gene srpk3). Gene Ontology annotation, biological process: spliceosomal complex assembly; protein phosphorylation; regulation of mRNA processing. The coding region runs from base 505 to 3144 and encodes 879 amino acids. NCBI's taxonomy places the organism in Eukaryota, Metazoa, Chordata, Actinopteri, Scatophagidae. The record is from RefSeq and is a predicted model, not a curated record. The transcript has 16 exons. Gene Ontology annotation, molecular function: protein kinase activity; ATP binding.
UGUUGAAACGUUCCAUAUCCGCCACUGGUCCCAGUUUUGGUCUAGUCUGAGCGUGGCCGGUCACUGCGCGUGCGCAAACCCCGGUGUCGGAUGUCAGAGUGCAGCUGUUGAGCUCAUGAACGGCAGGACCGAAGCAUCAAAGAAAACACACCCAGAACAAGUGACUAGACUUGGUGUUAACCCGGGACUGAGGCGGUACGGAGGUGGUACUGACCGGGCUGAACUACUGCAGGGAGAGCUAACGGAACUAAAAGACCGUCAGUCGUUAUCUAACGGGGCUAAGGGGUUAACUGACAGGCCACUGGCUCAUGUUCACCACGCUGCACCGCACUGACCCGUUCUGAUUCGGGUCAGUUCCUGGAUGAUCUGAACAACCCCCCAGUCGGAUCGUCUCCGGCUUUCACUGACGGCUAACGGAGGCUAACGAGCAAACUGACAGACUACCGUCAGCCCAGCCGUGAUAGACUGCUUCUACCCGGUUCAGUUUGAGGAGUGGAAGCCAGAAUGCUGAUAGCAGCAGCAAGUGGAAACGCUGCCGCCACCGGCAAGAAAGCCCGACGGAGAGGCAAGAAACACCGGAAGGUCCGAACAGACGUGACGGGGCCUAAUGAUAUCUGUGACCAUCAGAGUCUAAACACCCCACCAGACCCAUUGAAGAGUUGCCCCCAAACCACUGAGCUGCCCCUCCAGAAUACUCCAGAAACCACCACAUCACCAGGAAAUAUGCAGAAGUGUACCAAAGGCCUCCAUGAAUCCACUAUAGCACCCCGACAAAACCUCCAACACACCACCACGUUACCCAAUGAAACCACCUUGCUGUCUUCCCCGAGUGUUCCACACACCCACUCACCAACGCCCCAAACUGGCAUCGAAACCACACCUCCAUUUCUGGAUAUAAUAGAUACCCCUCUUGUUAGUACCCUCCAGACUGCCCCACUGCCCUCUUUAAAUAUGACAGUCGCUGUGACUCCUCAGAUUUUCAGCCAAUCAUCCCCCAUCACAUCUCAACAUCCUGCUCACAGUCCCAGCCUAUCACCACCAACUGUUAAGCGAACUGUUAACCUGAACUCGUCCAGCCCACCUAACAGAACUCAAGAUGCCACUCUGUCUAAUGGCCGAACAGAUCUCUUCAAAUCACCUCCAACUGGACCACACUACGUUAACCACAAUGCCACUGAAUUACCAUCAGUGUCUGCCCGGUAUCCCAACAAAGCUCCUCCCAGUCCUCCAUUAAGCCCCUCCCACCCUGACCCUUUCCUGCUGACCUCGGUCACCUUCACAUCCAGUGUCUCCUCCCUCCUCUGCUCCCCUGUCUGCUCCUCUUCUGCCUCCGGCCUCCACUCUCUUGACUCUCUGGGCCCCUCCGUUGGUCUGGUUCCCAUGACGUCAUCUGUCCCCCCUCGACUGACCACGCCUCCCCUAGAGUUAACUCCGCCCCCUGCACAGCUGCUGGGAUCUGAUGAUGAAGAACAGGAAGACCCCUCAGAUUACUGCAAAGGUGGUUACUACCCAGUGAAGAUCGGUGAUCUUUUUAAUGGGAGGUACCAUGUGGUCAGAAAACUGGGCUGGGGACAUUUUUCUACAGUCUGGCUCUGCUGGGACCUGCAGAAGAAGCGUUUUGUGGCGUUGAAGGUAGUAAAGAGUGCUCCACAUUACACUGAGACGGCUCUGGACGAGAUCAAGCUGCUCAGAUGUGUGAGAGACAGUGACCCCUCAGACCCCCACAGAGAAACUAUUGUCCAACUGGUCGACGACUUCAAGAUCUCUGGGGUCAAUGGAAUUCAUGUUUGUAUGGUUCUGGAGGUUUUGGGCCAUCAGCUGUUGAAAUGGAUCAUUAAGUCAAACUACAUGGGACUUCCUCUGGCCUGUGUGAAGACCAUCAUCAGACAGGUGCUGCAGGGUCUGGACUACCUCCACACUAAGUGUAAGAUCAUCCACACUGACAUCAAACCGGAGAACAUCCUGCUGGACGUUGAUGAGGUCUACGUCAGGAGGUUGGCAGCUGAGGCAACCAUAUGGCAGAGAGCUGGAGCCCCACCCCCUUCUGGGUCAUCAGUUAGCAUGGCUCCCAGGGAUCUGCAGGUUGGCAAGCUGUCCAAGAACAAGAAGAAGAAGUUGAAGCGGAAAGCGAAGCGUCAGCAGAAGCUGUUGCAGGAGAGAUUAAUGGAUAUACAGAGGAUGGAGGAGGAGGACGGACUGUUGUUCCAUCCCGACGACACCGACAGUAACUGCUCUUUUAUCAUCAAUGGCAGCACUUCUUGCUCCGCUGCUAACAGCAAGACGAGCCCAGAGUCCACCUGCUCCUGGACGGAAGACAUUUGUAAUGGCCACACUCUUGGACGGUUCUCCAGCCCUGCCUCCGGCCUAUCAGGGCUCUCCAGCUCUGUAAUGUCGGCAACGUCUGAGUCAGCACUUUCAACCCAGUCAGGAUACUCUAGUGGACGAGAUGCAUUCAGCGCCUCAGACUUCGUCCUCAGUCCUCUGGAUCCUCUGAACGCCCACAAACUGAGAGUGAAGAUCGCUGAUCUGGGAAAUGCAUGCUGGGUGCACAAACACUUCACAGAGGACAUUCAGACCAGACAGUACAGAGCUCUGGAGGUUCUGAUUGGAGCAGAGUACGGCCCACCUGCCGACAUCUGGAGCACCGCCUGCAUGGCAUUUGAGUUGGCGACAGGAGACUACCUGUUUGAACCUCACUCGGGGGAAGAUUACACCAGAGAUGAAGAUCACAUUGCUCACAUCAUCGAGCUGCUCGGUCCGAUUCCGCUGCCCUUCGCACUGUCUGGCAGGUACUCCAGAGAGUACUUCAACAGGAGAGGUGAGACAGGCUGGAGGAAAAAUUGCACCUUGGGAGUUGCGAUUGACUUCUCCCUUCAGUUUUUAUGUCCACAGGAGGUUUCAUGUGAUCACAAACUGAGUCUCUCUCACGACCUGCCUCACGUCUUUAUACCUGUCUCAGGUGAGCUGCGGCACAUCUCCAGCCUGAAGCCCUGGGGUCUUUUCGAGGUUCUGCUGGAGAAGUACGAGUGGCCACUGGAUCAGGCGGCUCAGUUCAGUGACUUCCUGUUGACCAUGUUGGAGCUGCAGCCUGAACGCAGAGCAACGGCAGCACAGUGUCUGCAGCAUGCAUGGCUGCACACAUAAACACACUUUACUGUACACGCACAGAUAAACAGACUAAUACACAUACGCACACACACACACAUACAUUAAGACAACAACAUGCACGUUGUGGUUGAGGAGUGGUAGAUGUGUCUCACUCACUGUCAGUGUGGAGUUCAUUUGUUUUAGGAAGUUAUCACCUUGACUGUCGGACGGCUGCUGACUCCUAAAUGGGCUGGCUGACUGUACAGGUUGAUACCUCUGAUCUAAAUGUCUCUCUGAAUAUGAUGUGUUCACUGUCAUCACGUUCAGUCAGUGAGGGAAUAAAUUGCUCUGUCUGUGUUCAGGUCUGGACUAACAGGGUGUUGAAUAUGGUGUCCAUCAGGGAUCAGUUUUUGAUCCCCUGCUGUUCCUCAUUUACCUAAAUGAAUCAUCUAAAGCAACAUUAUGUCAAAAGACUGUGCACCAAGCCAACUAUGAACAGAACUUUGUGGUGUCAUAAGGUGAUGGGGUCAUGAAGUAAGCAAUUUUUGCUAUGUGGCAGUCAAAGCGUGCACAGGUGUUGCACAAACACAUGCUAAUGUAAUGCAUGGCUAUAACAUGCUACCAGCUAACCCCUUGACACUGUGCUAACAGAGCCAAACAUUGAGCAAGACACAACUUAGCAAGCAAGCCAACUAAUAUUCUUCAGUAGUCCAACAGGAAGAAGUCCAGCUCAGUGUCUACCUUACAGACUUUCACAAAGCUCUCGCAGACAGCUAAAAGCCAGUCCAAACUUUACUCGUGUCUCUUCCACAGUCUCCCUUUUCCCUUCUUAGCUUCCUCAGUCAUCUGCUGCUUCAGUCUCUUCGGCUUUAUCUUGAUGUGGGUGCAGGCUGGAGCAAUGAUGUCCCAACAAAAAGAAAAAAAGUAUCUGUGGGAACAUGUGAGUUUGGCUUUCAAGUGGCUGAAAACAUAACAGAGGCUAGCUAGUUUAGCUCUGUACCAUUUAGGACCAAGUUAGGGUAACUUGUCUUAUCUUUUUCCUAGCUUUACAUAUGUUGAUGUUUCCCACAGCUGCAGGGAUUAUGAAAACGGUAACACACAGAUGGAGGAAGAGAUUUAGUGCUACCUCAAACAGGCGUCUACACCUGGUGAGUCAGACUGAAAUCCUCCCCCUGCAGUACAACACUCAUUUAAUUAACUAGUAAAUACGCUUAGCAGCUGUUAAUGGUUACUUUAGCAACAAUUUGCUCACUGGGCCAUCAGUGACACUUCUAAUGUCCACCUGGGAUAAAAGUACUGACACGAUUCACCUUAUCACAAGUCAGGACACCACGAUGAGUUUAUUUUUAAGGUAAGAAGUUAUAUAAUGUUGCUUUUAUGUGACGUGAUGCACUACAAAACAAAGAUGCCAAACUCACUGCCGCAAACUCACUACAAGAUGACAACAGGAAACACAAGCAAUGGCUUAAAUUCCUCUCGGCCCCAGAGCAGCAGUUUCACAGAGAGGAAAUAACCUUGACCCCUCAAAGUGCUGGGGAAUUAAUUGACAAUUAGACCAAUAAGCAGAUGGAUAAAAUAUGAUCAGUUCCAUUCCCUAAAAUUAUACAUUUUCAGCUUUAAUUUUCAAUCUGGUUAAAAUGACAUACCUGUGAAGUGUACAGGUGUGUUAAUGUGGGUAACUCUCACGUUACACACUUCCUGUUGUUUCCCGCAGAAUUCAGUUUAUUUUUAACAUUCUUUCUUCCUGUCCAUUAUGAAACCUUAUUGAUUACUGAGACUCCUGAACCUCCCUGACGAUGAGAUUUCAGACGAGUACAUGGUAGCCUCUGAUCACAGUAUUGAUCUCUGUAGCUCAAAGUGGAAGUGAGUUGUUUUUGCAUCACCUCUUACUUCUCACCUGUUUCUAUGUUCAUAUGAUGAAUAGUGCCUUGAAAAUGACCUUUGACCCCAGCCCCUCCUUCACGUCACAGUGACAUCACCAGUGACAUAAAGAGGUUUUUCUACACGUGUCUAUUUGUGUGAAAUGUUUCUGUGAAAAUAAAGAUGAAUGAAAGCU